AUGGCCACGUGUGAAGUUUGUGGAGAUGGUUUCGCAGACGAUGCGGAAAAACACUUGUGCUCCCCGAGCCGAGACUCUUGCUCGCACGUGUGCCACGCGGAUUGCUUGCAGCAAUACCGAUUAAAGCAGGGCUGCCCUAUGCAUGACUGCCCAUUCUGUCUUCAGAAUGAAGAUUCCCAGGAAGAGGCUGAUGAUGCCGCUUUGCAAGAGAUGGAGAUUGAGGCAGCAAUGGAAGCAGAGGCUGUGGCUGAGGGGGUAAAAAGAAAGACCAGAGGACAACGCAGCCCAGUGCCGCCCACCCAAAGGUCCCCAAGCCCAGAAAGCCCUCCCUUCACACAGGGUGGAAGUGAAGCAGCCCGCUUGUCCAUUCCAAGCUUUGGGAUUGACAUCUACGACCUGAGUCGGACCAGCAAGGCAUCUACCACGGUGAAGGAUCCUAUGCACGACGCCAUGUCGGAGUACUUGGCUUGCAGGGAUGAAGCACAAAGCCUUUCGUUGCUUCACACCAAGAGCACAUAUCAAGGGCUUGGAAGCCCAGAGGCUUCUUAUCAAACCGUUCUGAAUGCAGCCUUGAAAGACCCCAGGGACCACCACGCUGUGGCAUCAGACUUUGCCUUCAGAACUCGAGAAGUGCUGCCCGUGCCUUUCGAAGUCAGCUUGAAAACCAUUGCCCGCAAGGAAGGUUGGGAGCCUGAGACAUUCAUGGCACGCGGCUUCGAUUGCAGCCUGAUGAGGAGCACCGACGUGGCGCCACAUGCACGGAUGCCACCAUCAAGGGUAUUCGUGCUUCUAUCAAAGAAUAUGCCCGAGCUGGCAUCAUUUCGGAUGAGAUUGCCACAACAAUAUGUCGUGACAUCCGGGAGGGAGACCCGACACUCAGGUCUGCAUUACGGCAACAAAGAAAAGAUGUGCACUUGGCUGAACUGCGAAGAUGACAAGACAGUCACUGGAGAUGGUGCCACGGCGCUGACUCAUUACACCCAAGUGUAUGGACUGGUGUCGCUUUGUGAGUAUGUGCUCCAGCCGACUGCAAGCAUGUUUUCCAAGAGAAUCCAUGCGACGUGGCAAACAAGGCCAGUGACAAGUGACCCUGAUCAGCAGAGCCAGUCCAGCAAAGAGUUCCUGAUUGACUUCUUUGGUUGGAUGGGGCGCGUGGCAAGCAACCAGGACAAAGACCACUAUUUUGACAAGUUCGCCUUGCCCGUGCUCAGGAAGGCUUUGCAGGGAAUCUCCGACUUCUUUCACGAGAAUCACGAGAAUGUAGAAGAACCAAUCUAA
Molecule: messenger RNA, 1278 nt
Organism: Cladocopium goreaui
Lineage: Eukaryota; Dinophyceae; Suessiales; Symbiodiniaceae
Source: the annotation of a GenBank genome assembly